This is a messenger RNA of Cephus cinctus (wheat stem sawfly), 981 nucleotides long. RefSeq lists its product as uncharacterized. Bases 1 to 981 code for a protein of 326 amino acids. The record is from RefSeq and is a predicted model, not a curated record. The transcript has 2 exons. Lineage: Eukaryota; Metazoa; Arthropoda; Insecta; Hymenoptera; Cephidae.
AUGGACGUGGGGUCGAGGGCGACACUGAUCGACGCGAAAAUAGCGAGUGACCUUGGUAUAGAUGGACCGAUGGAUCUGUUAGGAUUGGAGGGUGUUGGAAAGAUGGAGUUCGCGGACCCGCGAAGUCGUAGAGUUAGCAUCAAGGUGAGCUCACCGGACAAUACGAUAACCCUAAGGUACGACGACACGCCCGGUCAUAUGGACGAUACAGCGGGCAAGAAUAUAGGCCUCGCAAAUACGCAAGCGUUCGUCGGUGAAGACAGGACGGUCGAUCUGAUUGGUCAUUUACACUGCGAUGUGUUUAACCAAGACAAAUUGUUAUUAAACGGCGUCGAGCUCCGUUUACGACUCGUAUGUACGAGAGAUGGUUUCUCUCACAUGGAUCCCAAGAGUGAGUGCUCUUUACAUAUAACGGAGGCUACGCUCCUCGUUAGGCUCGCCAAAAUAAGCCCUGGUAAUCUAAUAGCGCAUUGUAAAAUGCUGCCUAAGACAACGGCCAAGUAUCCGCUUACGCGUGUGGAGGUCAAGGCCCUGACGAUGCACCCUGGCUUGCACGGUGGCACCAUGGAUAACGGGAUUCUCGGCCAAUUACCUAAGCGUAUUAUAAUAGGUUUCGUCGGUAACAAGGCCUUCAACGUACCGCCGAAAGCCCUGCAGACCGAUUUCGGCAAAGCCGGUCUUUACGUGGAAGCGUAUCACACCCUCUUAAGCGGCACGGGCAUGCACUUCCUCAACGAGGGUAAUUCGAUAUCUAGGAGCGCUUACGCAGACGGUUACUGCCUGUUCGUUUUCGAUCUUACACCCAAUCUCUCGGCAAAUAGUAACACCCACUGGAACCUGAUCAAGCACGGUAGUCUACGAAUCGAGGUGCGCUUCGACGAACCGCUGGCCGCCACCGUGAACUGUAUCGUCUACGCUGAGUACGAUAACGUUCUGGAGAUCGACGCUGCGCGGCAAAUCGUCGUAGAUUACGGCGGCUAA